ACGAUUUCGGUUUAGAUUAAACCGGAAAAGAGAUCGAUUAGAUAGCACUGCAGCAAACAUCAUCCUCUUCGUCGCCGGUUGUGCUUUCAGAUCUCCGCCUAUGAUUGGUUAAUUGGCAAUGGCGUGUUAGUGUAUCACUCGUGCCGCUUGAUUCUUCUCAAAUCUCUCUCCUUCGUCUCCUGUAGAUUCCGAGAAUGGCGCUGAAGCGAGGGCUAUCCGGAGUUAACCGGAUCAGAGGCGGAGGUGGUGGAUCUCGAUCUGCCAUUGUCGUCUCCGUCUUUCUCUGUGUGUUCGCGCCUCUCGUCUUCUUCUUCUUCGUUGGACGUGGAGUGUUAUACAUCGAUUCCUCUAACGAUUAUGCAAAUGCUUCUGUGAAGCAGAGUCUUGACUGGAGAGAACGCUUAGCUAUGCAAUCUCUUAGAUCUCUCUUCUCUAAAGAGGUACUAGAUGUUAUCACUGCUAGCACAGCUGAUUUGGGUCCUUUUAGCCUUGAUUCUUUCAAGAAAAACAAUUUGUCACCAUCAUGGCGUGAAGUGGAAGUAGACACUUCCUUUAGAAACCCUCAGCAGAAUCAAACAACAUCAAAACGUGACACUACUUCAAAAGGUGGUAGCCAUCAGAAAGUUGAGACACCUGAAAAGUUAUACAGAAGGCAACUAAGAGAGAAAAGACGUGAGAGGCGAGCAAAUGAGUUAGUCCAACACCACAACGACGACACCAUUUUGAAACUCGAAAACGCGGCCAUCGAGCGCUCCAAGUCUGUUGAUUCCGCAGUCCUUGGUAAAUACAGUAUCUGGAGAAGAGAAAACGAGAACGACAACUCUGAUUCGAACAUCCGGUUGAUGAGGGAUCAAGUGAUCAUGGCUAGAGUCUACAGUGGUCUCGCAAAACUGAAGAACAAGACUGAGCUGUUACAAGAACUCCAGGCCCGGAUUAAAGACAGCCAACGUGUUUUGGGUGAAUCAACAACUGAUUCAGAUCUUCCUCGGAGUGCACAUGAUAAACUGAGAGACAUGGGUCAAGUCUUGGCUAAGGCGAAGAUGCAGUUGUAUGACUGCAAGCUGGUUACUGGAAAGCUGAGAGCAAUGCUUCAAACCGCUGAUGAACAAGUCAGGAGCUUAAAGAAGCAGAGUACUUUCUUGGCUCAGUUAGCAGCGAAAACUAUUCCAAAUGCUAUCCAUUGUCUGUCGAUGCGCUUGACCAUCGAUUACUAUCUUCUUUCUCCGGAGAAAAGAAAGUUCCCUCGCAGUGAAAACCUAGAGAACCCUAAUCUUUACCAUUAUGCCUUGUUUUCUGACAACGUGUUGGCUGCAUCAGUGGUUGUGAACUCAGCCAUCAGGAAUGCCAAGGAUCCUUCGAAGCAUGUGUUUCACCUUGUGACGGAUAAACUCAACUUCGGAGCAAUGAACAUGUGGUUCCUCCUAAACCCACCUGGAAAGGCAACCAUACAUGUGGAAAACGUGGAUGAGUUUAAGUGGCUCAACUCAUCAUACUGCCCUGUUCUUCGUCAGCUUGAAUCUGCAGCAAUGAAGGAAUUCUAUUUCAAAGCAGAUCAUCCAACUUCAGGCUCCUCUAAUCUCAAAUACAGAAACCCAAAGUACCUGUCCAUGUUGAAUCACUUGAGAUUCUACCUCCCUGAGGUUUAUCCCAAGCUGAACAAGAUCCUGUUCCUGGACGACGACAUCAUCGUUCAGAAAGACCUGACUCCACUCUGGGAAGUCAACCUGAACGGCAAAGUCAACGGUGCCGUUGAAACCUGCGGGGAGAGUUUCCACAGGUUCGACAAGUAUCUCAACUUCUCGAAUCCUCAUAUAGCGAGGAACUUCAAUCCAAACGCUUGUGGAUGGGCUUAUGGCAUGAACAUGUUCGACCUAAAGGAGUGGAAGAAGAGAGACAUCACUGGUAUCUACCACAAGUGGCAAAACAUGAAUGAGAACAGGACACUGUGGAAGCUAGGGACACUACCACCAGGAUUAAUAACGUUUUACGGACUAACACAUCCUUUGAACAAGGCGUGGCAUGUGCUGGGACUUGGAUAUAACCCGAGUAUAGCAAAGAAAGACAUUGAGAAUGCAGCAGUGGUUCAUUACAAUGGGAACAUGAAACCGUGGUUGGAGUUAGCUAUGUCCAAGUAUCGACCGUAUUGGACAAAGUAUAUCCAGUUUGAUCACCCAUAUCUUCGUAGAUGCAACCUUCAUGAAUAAAUUAAUCAAAUUAAAUCUUUGUUUAGAUGAUUUGAGGUAAUUACUCCUAAUCUUAUGUUGUUCCCCCCAUUGUUUUCCUCUUUAAUUUGCACACAUUGUUAAUUGUUUAUUCAUAUCUUUGUUUAGUAAUUUCUUUUGGUCGGGUUAAAGAACACUUUUUUUUA
Messenger RNA from Brassica napus (rape), 2368 nucleotides. Its product is annotated as polygalacturonate 4-alpha-galacturonosyltransferase. Gene Ontology annotation, molecular function: polygalacturonate 4-alpha-galacturonosyltransferase activity. The record is from RefSeq and is a predicted model, not a curated record. Lineage: Eukaryota; Viridiplantae; Streptophyta; Magnoliopsida; Brassicales; Brassicaceae. The transcript has 11 exons. Bases 195 to 2204 code for a protein of 669 amino acids.